AUGUUUCUUCUUGAAGCUGGCAAGAAUGUUCUUCUGGAGAAAGCCUUCACUGUCAACGGUAGUCAAGCAAAACCGCUGGCAACCAAAGCAAAGGAGAAGAAUGUGCUUCUCAUGGAGGCACUAUGGACUCGAUACUUUCCUGUUCUUGCGUACGCCGGUGGCUUCGACGAUGACAACCACAUCAUGGUGAAUCCACGCCUUGCCGGCGGAAUCAUACUGGAUGCGGGUAUAUACAGUCUGGCCUGGGUAUUUCAAACACUUUACAGUACGCAACCCACGGCAGAUAGGAAGCCUCCUACUGUCAAGUCUAUCGUGGCAAAGUACCCCCGCACUGGCGUCGAUUCUAUGGUGACCGUGCUACUGGAGUUUCCUCGAGAGGUAGAUCAAGGUGGACCAGCUCACGCUGUUGCGACGUGUUCACUUGGUUUAUCAAAUGAUACUGUAGCUGAGACUGCGGACGCAUCAGCGCCCAGCGUGCGCAUCCAAGGCCAACAAGGAGAGAAUCAAGUCUUCCCCACAACAUACCGCCCCACUCAUACAAGACUCAUUCUCAAGGAUGGCACAGUUGAGGACAAAAAAGGCCGCAGCCAGGACCUGGUGCUGGGAGUGGCUGGUAUAGUGGAUUUGGUCCUCAUGUGA
Fusarium sp. VM40 is the source of this 639-nucleotide messenger RNA. The record is from the annotation of a GenBank genome assembly. NCBI's taxonomy places the organism in Eukaryota, Fungi, Ascomycota, Sordariomycetes, Hypocreales, Nectriaceae.